CGUCCUCAUGUGGCUCACAGUUGAGGUGGAAGGGUUGCAAGUCACUGUGCCUGAGAAGAAGAAGGUGGCAAUGUUGUUUCAGCCUGCUCUGCUUCGCUGCCAUUUCUCUACUUCUUCCACCCAGCCAGCUGUGGUACAGUGGAGGUUUAAAUCUUACUGCCAGGACCGGAUGGGAGAAGCUUUGGGUAUGGUGACUUCUGGUUUGCAAACGAUGAGCAAGAGAAACCUGGACUGGGAUCCCUACUUGGACUGUGUGGACAGCAGGAGGACAGUCCGUGUUGUGGCUUCCAAACAAGGAUCUGCCAUCACUAUAGGGGACUUCUAUAAGGAAAGGGAUAUCAGCAUUGUCCACGAUGCAGAUCUUCAGAUUGGGAAGUUGAUGUGGGGAGACAGUGGGCUCUAUUACUGCCUUAUCAUUACACCAGAUGAUGUGGAGGGCAAGAAUGAAGAAUCAGUGGAGCUGCUUGUGCUUGAAUGGGUCUUUGUGGGCCUGGUGAUCCUGGGAGCAUUCCUGUUCUUCCUCCUGGUGGGGAUCUGCUGGUGCCAGUGCUGCCCACACAGCUGCUGCUGUUACGUCCGCUGUCCCUGCUGUCCUGAGUCGUGCUGCUGUCCCCGGGCAUUGUAUAUAGCAGGGAAAGCAGCAAAAGCUGGGUACCCUCCUGCAGUCUCUUCCAUGCCAGGCGCAUACUACAUCCCCAGUGUUCCUGUAACUGGUGUCCCAUCUCCUGCUGUGUUGAUGGAUAAGUCUCACCCACCUCCCUUGGCCCCAAGUGAAGCCAGUGGAGGAAGCCAAAACGUGCGCAAAGGGUACAGGAUCCAGACGGACAAGGAAAGGGACUCCAUGAAGGUGCUGUACUAUGUCGAGAAAGAACUGGCUCAGUUUGACCCAGCCAGGAGGAUGCGAGAACGAUAUAACAACACCAUCUCUGAACUCAGCUCUUUGCAUGAAGAGGACUUGAAUUUUCGGCAGCCCUACCGCCAGGCACGAAGGAAACCUCUGCCUCCUGCAGAGGACCUGGAUGGUGAUGCUGAAUACUGGGCAGGGGUGAUUGGUGGGGGCAGCACGUCAAGAUCGCAGGUGGUCUCCGAUUACAGGGAUGAGCGGGACAGUUUCCGGCACAGCCAGGAGAGAUCCAAGUCUGAGAUGCUGUCCCGUAAGAGUUUCUCAGUGGGAGUGCCGGCCGUCUCUAUGGAUGAACUGGCAGCCUUUGCAGAGUCUUAUGGCCAGCGGAUGCGUCGGGCUGACAGCCAGGAAACUCGGCGUUUCGAGCGGUCAGAGUCACACGGGGGCCGUGGUGGAGGGCUGCCCCAUCAGGACAGCUCCUUGGAGGAGUACUACACCAAGCGUAGCAGAGGGAACCGAGAGCUGCUGACAGACUCAGAUCGGGGCUGGUCUUACAGCCCACCCCGCAGACGGGCCCAUGAGGAGAAGCACCUGCCCAGGCUGGUGAGCCGGACUCCCGGAGGCAGCCAGAAAUAUGAUCACUCCUACCUCAGCAGUGUCCUGGAGAGGAAAUCCCGGAGCUAUGAUGAGAACAGUGACCAUUGUGAAACCCCCUCAAAGCUGAGCUCACAGAGAGGAGGGGGAACAUACUAUGCCUGGUCACCACCCUCUACCUACAAAGCCGAGAAGUCGCAGCAGCAGCCACAGAAGCCACCACCAGCACCUCAGCAAGAGGAAGAGGAGGACACUCUGCCCCCAUACAGUGAAAGGGAGCUGAGCCGAGGCCCUUCGUAUAGGUCCAGGGAGCAGGGCUACCUCAAUGCCUCUGAGAAGAAGAGGAAAAAGGACCCCAAGAAAACAAAUGAUUUCCCAACAAGGAUGUCCCUUGUGGUUUGA
Molecule: messenger RNA, 1840 nt
Organism: Indicator indicator
Lineage: Eukaryota; Metazoa; Chordata; Aves; Piciformes; Indicatoridae
Gene: ILDR2
Product: immunoglobulin like domain containing receptor 2
Exons: 9
Coding region: 8-1840 (610 amino acids)
Biological process (GO): pancreas development
Cellular component (GO): membrane
Source: RefSeq, a predicted model, not a curated record